CGAAAAAGAGAGAGUCAGAUCUGGGAGAGGUGGCUUUUUUCCUUUUCUGAUUGGAAAUGGAGGAUUCAGCUGGAGGAGCUCGCAAAGCCACCAAGAGUAAACUGUUUGAGUUCCUGGUCCAUGGAGUGCGCCCAGGGAUGGCUUCAGGGGCCAGGAUGCCACAUCAGGGGGCUCCGAUGGGACCCCCAGGACCCCCGUAUGGAGGUGUGCCCUCCGCGCGGCCUGGACUCCCCAACCCUGCCAUGGACCCCAGCCGCAAGCGCCCGGCCCCCGCUCAGCAGGUCCAGCAGGUCCAGCAGCAGCAGCAGCAGCAGCAGGCAGCCGUCCAGUCCCGGCCCAGAAAUGCGAAGAGAAGGAAAAUGGCAGACAAGAUUCUCCCUCAACGGAUCCGUGAGCUUGUCCCAGAAUCCCAGGCCUACAUGGACCUGUUGGCAUUUGAACGCAAACUGGACCAAACCAUCAUGAGGAAAAGAGUGGAUAUCCAAGAGGCUCUCAAAAGGCCGAUGAAACAAAAGCGCAAGUUGAGACUGUACAUCUCAAACACCUUCAAUCUCGCCAAACCCGAAGCUGACGACUCAGAUGGGAGCGUUGCAUCCUGGGAACUAAGGGUUGAGGGAAAGCUACUGGAUGAUCCUGGGAAACAGAAGCGGAAGUUCUCGUCCUUCUUCAAGAGCCUGGUCAUUGAGCUGGACAAGGACCUUUAUGGUCCAGAUAAUCAUUUAGUUGAGUGGCAUAGGACCCCCACCACCCAAGAGACUGACGGUUUUCAAGUGAAGAGACCUGGGGAUGUCAACGUACGCUGUACUUUACUGCUUAUGAUAGAUUACCAGCCUCCCCAGUUUAAACUGGACCCACGGCUAGCGCGCCUCCUUGGAAUCCACACCCAGACGCGCUCUUGCAUCAUCCAGGCUCUGUGGCAGUAUGUGAAGACUAACAAGUUGCAAGACUCCCACGAAAAGGAGUACAUCAACUGUGAUAAGUACUUCCAGCAGAUCUUUGACUGUCCUCGUUUGAAGUUUUGUGAGAUACCCCAGCGUCUCACUAACUUGCUGCUUCCUCCCGAUCCCAUAGUCAUAAAUCAUAUCAUCAGUGUGGAUCCAAAUGAUCAGAAGAAGACAGCUUGUUAUGACAUUGAUGUAGAAGUGGAUGACCCCCUGAAGACACAGAUGAGCGGCUUCCUGCUGUCAACGGCCAAUCAUCAGGAGAUUGCUCUGCUUGACAACAAGAUUCAUGAGACUAUUGAGUCUAUCAACCAGCUCAAGAUCCAGAGAGACUUCAUGCUGAGCUUCUCCCGAGACCCUAAAGGCUACAUAGAGAACUGGCUUUGUUCCCAAAACCGUGACCUAAAGUUAAUGACGGAUGUGGUUGGGAAUCCAGAAGAAGAGAGAGGAGCAGAGUUUUAUAAUCAGCCUUGGUCACAGGAAGCUAUCAGUCGUUACUUCUAUAGCAAGAUUCAACAAAGAAGAUUAGAGCUUGAACAGGCUUUGGCCAUGCGCAACACCUAAACUGUUCCCUAUGGGAAAAUAUGGAUGCAUCCUUUUAUUUGUGGAAAUGACACAUUUUAAGUCCGCCAUUCAUGACCAUUCUAAGCCUUUCUGGAGCAACCGCUGAUCUAUAAAUCUCCAGAAAAAGAAGAGAACUCCUGAUUGUACUGUCCAUUUGAUGUUUUUGGCAUACUCUGAGACCACAUGCAAGACAAUUUUAUGGGAUCGGACAACAUUUUUAAUACUGCUUUGAUCUUAAUGGCCUUUUAAAUAGCACUGAUGAGAGCAAUCAAAAUACAGUGUUUUGUCUUUGGAAGUCGUAAUUCAUAUAUUUUGUCUAGUGAUGUAAAUGUUUGUUAGAUGUCACUGUUGUUUUGUUGUGAUUGUGCUGUGGUGUCCUAACAUGUCCUGCCGAAUCUGAAAUUCACCAUUUUUAAUCACAGGUAUUUGGUGUGCCCAUUUAACCUGAGGCCUAAACUCACAUACUGUAAGAGAAUAUGUGUUCUAAAGAAACAGUAGAUGCAAAGUAGUCUUCGACGUGCAAAGAUUGAAAGGUUUCACUUGUCUAAAGUAUGAGAAAAUGUUGUGUGUGCAAUGGUGUUCUGAAAUAAUUAGAUGGAGGUACCAUUCAUAAAUCCUGGUUGGUAUUGUGCACUUUGUAUCCUAUGAGUGUUUGGUCUUGUGGCCUACAAAGUGUAGGCUCUAAAGAAAAAUCCCAAUUAAUGGUCAUGUCAUCAAAUGAUGAACAAAUGACAAAGUUUGCUACCUAAAUCCCCUGCUGACCAAGAGAUGAAUGGUUACCUAAUAAAAUAAAUGAUAAUAAUAAAAACAUUUCUUUUUUUCAACAUGGAAGAGAACCAUUGUGAUUUGCACUUUUAAAAAAUUAUUCAGCACCUUAUCCAUUUUUGUAACUGUCAUCAAUGAGCCUUAUGAACGCAUGGAUCACAACAGGACCUGCUAUGUUAAAUUCUCAGUGUGAUUUUUACAGUGUGAAAGUAUGCAUGCUGCAUGGGUAGACUUACUAACUUUAAAAUGUGUUUGUUUUCAAAGUAUUCUCAAAGCUCAAAAGCUUUUAGGCUGAAUUUAUGGGUAACUUGUGUUAUGAAUAAGCAUUGUAAAAAUACACAUAUAUAUAUACUGUAUAUAUAUAUAUAAAAAAGAAUUUGUUAGUGUUAGGUCACACAAACCAGCUCACCUGUGUUGCCUGUGAGCAGUCCCUUGUGUGAAGUCUGUCCAUUUUUGUUACCUUUGACCAAAUCAAACAGACAACAGACCGGUUGAUAUUUUAUAGUUGGAUGAUGGCAGCUAUGUUCAUGUUUUCACCUUAGGCAUCAGAUUAAUGUGUGGAGUGAAUUAAACUUUUGGAGAAAAAAAGUUCCUUUCAUUGUGACAGCAUUGUGAUUCUCUCAUGAGUCAAG
Messenger RNA from Sardina pilchardus (European sardine), 2902 nucleotides. RefSeq names its product SWI/SNF related, matrix associated, actin dependent regulator of chromatin, subfamily d, member 3a (gene smarcd3a). Gene Ontology annotation, biological process: regulation of transcription by RNA polymerase II. NCBI's taxonomy places the organism in Eukaryota, Metazoa, Chordata, Actinopteri, Clupeiformes, Clupeidae. The record is from RefSeq and is a predicted model, not a curated record. Gene Ontology annotation, molecular function: transcription coregulator activity. Gene Ontology annotation, cellular component: SWI/SNF complex; nucleus. Bases 57 to 1505 code for a protein of 482 amino acids. The transcript has 13 exons.